UAUAAACCGCUCCCUCUUGCUUGUUCUUCUCAUUCAUUGCCACUUACGAUUUAAUGCAAAGGCGCGUGUGCCAUUCUCUCAAAGCAAGUUCUGGUUCUUUUAAAGGGGAAAAACUUCCUUCUCUCUAGAGUUCUUGAUUAGAUAAGAUUGAAAGAAAUUGUUGGAAGAAGAUACUAGUAAUGGAGGAUAUCGCGCGUUUAUUGAUUGGAAUCUUUGGAAAUGCAAGUGCUCUCUUUCUGUUCUUGGCACCCACAAUUACGUUUAAGAGGAUCAUAAGAAGCAAAUCAACGGAGCAAUUCUCUGGAAUCCCAUACGUGAUGACCUUGCUCAACUGUCUCCUUUCUGCGUGGUACGGUCUUCCAUUUGUGUCAAAAGGCAACAUCUUGGUUGCCAUAAUCAAUGGCACAGGAGCAGCCAUUGAAAUCAUAUAUGUGCUUCUCUUCAUCUUCUAUGCACCAAAGAAGGAGAAAGCCAAAAUCCUUGGACUUUUCACAGCAGUACUCGCUGUGUUCUCGGCCGUGGCGUUGAUCUCAUUGUUUGUCUUGCAUGGCAAGACCAGGAAGCUCUCCUGUGGAUUUGCUGCCACGGUUUUCUCAAUCAUCAUGUACGGCUCACCUCUGUCAAUCAUAAGGAUGGUGAUUAAGACCAAGAGUGUGGAGUACAUGCCUUUCUUUUUGUCACUGUUUGUGUUCUUGUGUGGCACUUCAUGGUUUGUGUUUGGACUACUUGGUGGCGACCCAUUUGUUGCUGUGCCGAAUGGAUUCGGGUCGGGUCUCGGUGCGAUCCAGUUGAUUCUAUAUGCGAUUUACCGGAACAACAAAAAGGCCACCAUUGAUGAGUCUCUGGAAGAGAUGAAACUUCCAAAGGAGAAGCAGUGCUCACGAAAUGGUGGUGAUGAGCAAGUGUAACCAGUGUUGGUGUAAUGGUGUGUGUUACGUGUCUGCGUUUCGAGCAGCUUGUGUGAGUCAUAAAAGAAGAAUCUUUGCAAAAGUUUCUGGUUUUCAGGGCCCAAAGAGGCUUACGUUUGCACUUAAUUUCUCUGUGUACGUGGUGUAAUUUUGUUUUCAAGUUAAUGACAAUGGCGGACGCUUCUCCACUUUAAUA
Molecule: messenger RNA, 1104 nt
Organism: Tripterygium wilfordii
Lineage: Eukaryota; Viridiplantae; Streptophyta; Magnoliopsida; Celastrales; Celastraceae
Product: bidirectional sugar transporter SWEET1-like
Exons: 6
Coding region: 180-908 (242 amino acids)
Biological process (GO): carbohydrate transport
Cellular component (GO): membrane
Molecular function (GO): sugar transmembrane transporter activity
Source: RefSeq, a predicted model, not a curated record